Molecule: messenger RNA, 1004 nt
Organism: Zingiber officinale
Lineage: Eukaryota; Viridiplantae; Streptophyta; Magnoliopsida; Zingiberales; Zingiberaceae
Exons: 1
Coding region: 74-418 (114 amino acids)
Source: RefSeq, a predicted model, not a curated record
UUCCGAUUUCCGAGCUUUGCUCGCUCAUGCACCCGCCGCAAUCCCUCGCAGUUGCAGGGUCGCAGCAGCAACGAUGGCGAUCGAGUCGGCGAAGUGCGCUUGCUGCGGCCUGCGCGAGGACUGCACCGAGGAGUACAUCGGCAGCGUGAAGGCCGACUUCGACGGCAAGUGGCUCUGCGGGCUGUGCGCCGAAGCCGUGCGCGACGAGCUCAGCCAGAGGCAGCGGAGAAGCGCCGCCGGAGUCCUCGAGGAGGCCAUCACCGCCCACAUGGCCUUCUGCAGCAAGUCAUCCAGCUCCAAUCCGGCCAACAAGGUCGCCGACGGCAUGCGGCAGAUGCUGAGGCGGAGAUCCGGCGAUCUGUCCAAGCCCGCGUCGCCCGUCAAGUUCGGAUUCAGAAUGGCAAGGAUCGGCGACUAGGUUUUCCGUUCAUUCUCAAUAUCCCUUUCCUUCUCUCGCCCGCUUCGACGUUUCUAGUUUCUGUGUACAUAUUUGCUCAAUGAAAUUGCUCUUUUCGAGGAUGGCAUUCGAAACUUCCUACGUUGUCGAAGAUUUUGAUUCUAUUCAUGUUGAAAUCAACAGGGCCGAUGAUUAAUAAUUGCUAGAACUCGAAAUUUACUCCAUCAGUGAACAAAUUUCGAUUCAUUUUCAAUCCCUUUUCUUCUCGACUGAUUUCGAUUGCAUCUCUGUUGACUGUUGAAAUUAACAGGAUCAAUAAUCGUCUAGGGUUAGAACUUCAGAUUUCUUUAUCGGCGACUGAUUUUGAUUGUAUUUGAGGAGAUUAUUACUUUUAGGAAUUUCAAAGAACUCUUGGCAAUAAUUACAGCUUUCAUUCUCAGAGAUUUCAAUUUUCUCCUGUUUAGACUUUCCUUGGCACUUACAAUUUUUUCAUCCCCAAUGCCUCAGCAGCUCUGCCCCUUUCCACUUGAUCAUGUGAUGUUCCCUUGAGCAGAACAGACACAAACCUAGCUUACCUUACACUCAAUUGAGUGACCUUCCACUCAAU